AUGGCGGGCGGCGGCGGCAGGAAGCGCCGCUUCGAGCCGCUGCUGGGCAACCUGGCGGCCGAGCGCAGCCGGCAGCUGGAGCUGCUGCGGGACAUGGGCAGCAAGAGGCCGGUCCUCGACAUCACCCGGGCCGUCAACAAGCAGCUGCGCCAGGAGGAAGCCGAGGCCGCCGCCGCCAAGGGCAAGAAGCAGUCGCAGCGGGGGAAGCGUGGCCGCCGGCAGCAGCGCGCUGGCCGCAGCGCCAAGAAGAGCGGAGCCCGGCGACAACAGCAGCAGCAGCGGCCUGUGGGCAGCGGCACCGGCAGUGGUGGCGGCAAGAGAAAGAAGGCGUGAGGGACAGAGGGGCUUCGUGCAGCACAGGGCUGGGGAUGCCCGCCAAGGCGCAGGAAGGGACUGUCGCUGACGGCCUCCUGCCCGGUGCUCUAUUCCCACACCUAUUUGUCAAUAAAUA
Haliaeetus leucocephalus (bald eagle) is the source of this 451-nucleotide messenger RNA. It is a transcript of the gene RRS1, whose product is annotated as RRS1 ribosome biogenesis regulator homolog (S. cerevisiae). The transcript is spliced from 2 exons. The record is from RefSeq and is a predicted model, not a curated record. The coding region runs from base 1 to 333 and encodes 110 amino acids. NCBI's taxonomy places the organism in Eukaryota, Metazoa, Chordata, Aves, Accipitriformes, Accipitridae.